GGUGAUUGUCCUCUCCUCUUGUUGAUCCCCUCUCUGGUCUCUCAUCGAGUCUCCCCGCUCUCUUCUCGCAUCUUCGUUCACUCGCUCUGAACGAUGUCGUAGGAAGGAUACGAAGCUAGCUGCUGGAAUAGAAGAAGAGGGUUCGUCCGGUGCCCUAACCCUAGUUCAGACGAGGGGAGGAGGGGAGGAUGGAGAUGGAGUUGGAGCCGCGGGUGAAGCCUCUGGCCUUCAAGGUCAAGGCCAUGUCCCGCGAAUCCCCCGCCCAGAAGGCCGCCCACGUCCUCGACCCCGAUCUCCGUACCCACUGGUCCACCGCCACUAAUACCAAGGAGUGGAUCCUCCUGGAGCUCGACGAAGCUUGCCUACUUUCUCACAUAAGGAUAUAUAAUAAGUCUGUUCUUGAAUGGGAAAUCACAGCUGGACUGCGCUAUAAGCCCGAGACAUUUGUAAAAGUCCGUCCACGUUGUGAGGCUCCUAGGCGUGAUAUGGUGUAUCCUGUGAACUAUACACCAUGCCGUUAUGUACGGAUAUCUUGUUUGCGAGGAAAUCCAAUAGCUUUAUUUUUCAUUCAGCUGCUCGGAGUUACUGUGGCUGGACUGGAGCCUGAGUUUCAACCUGUCAUCAAUUAUUUGUUACCACAAAUUAUUUCACACAAACAGGAUGCCCAUGAUAUGCAUCUCCAGUUGCUUCAAGAUAUGGCAAGCCGAUUGCUGGUUUUUCUUCCCCAACUUGAGGCAGAGCUUACCAGUUUUGCAGAUGCAGCUGAGACUAACAUACGGUUUUUGGCAAUGCUUGCUGGUCCAUUGUAUCCAAUUCUGCACCUUGUAAAUGAAAGGGAAGCGGCAAAGACACUGCUUAACUCUUCUGAUUCUGAUGCUUUUAGGACCAAUCAGACUUCUACUCUAACUGUGUCCUCGAAUUUUGAGCCUAGAAGAUCACGCAGUCCAUCACCCUUUGUUCAACCUGCUUCAAGCUUCAUUGCAUUCCGUCCUGAUGCUGUUAUCAUCCUGUUAAGAAAAGCAUAUAAAGAUUCUCAUCUUGGGACUGUUUGCCGUAUUGCUUCAAGAACACUACAAAAGCUUAUAGACCCUAUUACAACUGGAGAAGAGUCAAUGCCUCCUGGUGAUUUGACUUUAUCUUCAACCUCUGAUGAAAUAACCAAAACUGAAGUCACCUGUCAUAUGCAUCUUGCUGAUUACUCAAGCUUGUUUGGAGAAGAAUUCAGAAUACCUGAAGAUAAUUGUGAUGCUGCAUAUUUGAAUGUCCUGGAUAUCGCUGCAGUUGAAGAGGGCAUUCUCCAUGUCCUUUAUGCUUGUGCAUCACAACCUCUUUUCUGCUGCAAGUUGGCUGACAGUAAUUCAAAUUUUUGGUCUAUACUACCACUUGUGCAAGCACUGCUUCCAGCACUUCGUCCUCCUGUUAACUGUACUCCUCCAGUUCAUGUUGACGAUAGUUUCUGGCUAUGGAAACAUGCUUCUGUCCAGAAUGCUCUUUCUCAGAUAGUUACAAUGUCGUCGUCAUCAGUAUACCGUCCACUUCUUCGAGCUUGUGCGGGCUAUCUGGCUUCAUUUUUAUCAUCACAUGCAAAGGCAGCAUGUGUGCUUAUCGAUUUAUGCUCUGGGCCAUUAUCACCUUGGAUAUCUACCAUUACAGCAAAGGCCGAUCUUGCAAUUGAACUUCUGGAGGACCUCUUAGGUGUUAUCCAGGGUGCUCGCCAAUCAAUUGCUCGUGCUCGUGCUGCUCUGAAAUAUAUAAUACUUGCAUUGUCUGGGCACAUGGAUGAUGUGCUAGCAAAAUAUAAGGAAGUCAAACAUAAACUUCUUUUUCUUCUGGAAAUGCUAGAACCUUUUCUUGAUCCUGCCAUAACUUCCAUGGAGAAUACAAUUGCUUUUGGAGAUGUUUCUUCUAUAGUUUUGGAAAAACAGAAGAGAUCCUGUGCUAUUGCACUAAAUAUUAUUCGUACAGCAGUGCAAAGGCCUGCUGUUCUUCCGUCCCUGGAGUCUGAGUGGAGACGAGGAUCUGUUGCUCCAAGUGUACUUCUUUCUGUUCUGGGUCCACACAUGCCAUUGCCUCCUGAAAUUGAUCUUUGCAAAUGUUCGGUUUCGAAAGUUCUUGAACAAGAAAAUUUGACUGUUUUAUCUGGCUCUUCCAUUCACUCCCAUGUGGUCCCUUCCUUAUCCUGUGGCCCUGAAGAAACUGAUCUAAAAAUUGAUGCAUCCGAAGGAACUCUAAAGGUAGAUGUGUUCGAAGAUGCCAACCUCCUGUUUGCCCCUACAGAAUUAAAAAAAACUAUGUUGACGAGUCUUCCGAACCAUUUUAUAAAAAAUAGUCCUGAUAAAGUUAGUCUAGAAUCUAAUCAUGGCACCUCAGAAGGGAAACAUGUUGAUGAGAACAUCUCAACUAGCCACUUUCAAUUGGAGAAUGGUUUCUCUGCUGAUUGCUUUAAUUUGCAGGCAGAUUAUCUGCAACUUGUGAGCAAUCAAGAUUGUGAGUUCAGGGCCGCAGAGUUUCAACGCUUAGCACUGGAUUUAAGCUCCCAGCCUGACAUCACACCAGAGGGCCAUGAUGCUGCAAUAGAUGCUUUGCUCUUAGCCGCAGAAUGCUAUGUCAACCCCUUCUUUAUGUUGUCCUUUAGACCCACAUCUAAGCUUAUCGAUCAAAUGAAAAUUAUCGGGUCCAAGUUAAAUCAAAAUAAUAAUUUCAUGGAGCUUAAAAGUGACUUUCAGAAUGUUAAUAUUGAUAUGGAGACAAUAGCUCAUCUUGAAAGAAAAAGAGACAGAACUGUUCUACAGAUACUCCUCCAAGCUGCUAAACUGGACAGGGAAUACCAGAAAAGUACAUCUGAUGGUGAAUCGUGUCUUUGUGAACCUGAUGACAUUGAGCAUGGAAUAGAAAUAUCCCCACUAGAUACAGAAUCUGCUGAUGCUGUAACCUUGGUUAGGCAGAAUCAGGCUUUGCUGUGUGAUUUUGUAAUGCGGCAGUUGCGAAGGGAGCAACACUCGUCACAUGAAAUUCUCUUGCAGAGCCUGCUAUUUUUGUUGUACUCUGCAACCAAACUAUUCUGCUCCCCUGAAAAUGUGAUUGAUAUUAUACUGCAGUCAGCUGAAAAUCUUAAUCAACAGCUUAUGUCUUUAUAUCAUGAAUUUAAAUUUGGAAAUAUACAACUUGAUCCUGAGAAGUUACAUGGAAUAAAAAGGCGUUGGGGGCUUCUUCAAAGAUUGGUGAUGGCAUCAUCUGGAAACGAUGGUGGAACAGAUCUCAUAAGCAAUAUGAAUGGUUUCCAGUAUCGAAGUUUAGUUCCACCUUCAUCAUGGAUGCAGAAAAUAUCUAAAUUUUCAAAUUAUGCAUGUCCUCUUCCUCGUUUCCUAGGGUGGAUGGCAGUGUCUCGUUAUGCAAAGCAGUUUUUGAAGGAACGGUUAUUUCUUGCUUCUGAUCUCUCACAGCUUACAUCAUUGCUCUCUAUUUUUGCAGAUGAACUUGCAUUGAUGGAUAAUGUAGGAAACCAGAAGGUUGAGCCUACAGUUCCAGAACCAUCUGAUAAUCAACAAACCCUGCAAGUUGGGCUUUCUGAUCACUUAGAUGGUCAACAUUCUUUACGAGUUCUUUAUCCUGUUCUACAUCUGUUUUUUCCGAAUAUGAAAAAGCAAUUUAGAUCAUUUGGAGAAAUUAUUUUGGAAGCUAUUGGGUUGCAGUUGAAAUGCCUUCCCUGUAGUGCUGUUCCAGAUAUACUUUGCUGGUUUUCUGAUUUGUGUUUGUGGCCAUAUGUUGAAACACUGAAGGACCAGCUUUCCUUUCCAAGUACUGCUGAUUGUUUGAAAGGAUAUACUGCUGCAAAUGCUAAAGCUGUUGUCAUAUAUGUACUAGAAUCAAUUGUUGGAGAACAUAUGGAAGCAAUGGUUCCUGAAAUGCCCAGGGUAGCUCACAUUUUGAUGUCGUUAUGUAGAGCCUCUUACUGUGAUGUUGCAUUCCUUGAUUCUGUACUACGUAUAUUGAAACCACUCAUCUCCUACUUUUUGAGAAAGGCAACUCAUGAUGAAGAGUUGACUGAUUUGUCAUCUUGGCAGGAUUUUGAGUUAUUGAAUUUUGAAGAACUAUUCAAUAGUAUUAGGUAUGGAAAGGAAUCCAAGGAUGAUUCUGGAGAAAAGAACUUCCAGGGAUCUUUGAUGAUCUUCAUUUUGGGUUCUCUCUUUCCUGAUCUCUCCUUCAAGAGGAAGAUGGAAAUUUUACAAUCCUUGUUGUUGUGGGCUGAUUUCACCAAUUCAGAACCAACAUGUUCUUUAUAUAAUUACCUGUUGGCUUUUCAGAAAGUCAUGGACAGUUGUGAUAUUGUACUAUCACAGAAUCUAAGAUCAUUUGGCAUUCACAACCCAGUUGAUAUAAAACAAUCAUCUGAAACAGCUAGCACAUUAAGAAUUGAUGGCAGCUUAAAUCAGCAUCCUAGUUUGCAAGAUAAUGCAGAACAGGUUACUAAAAUCAGGCCCAUGGAAGAGUUUGAAAGUAGCAAGCCUGGGGCUAGUCUUUUUCAUCAAGGGUUUCAUCAUCUAUCAGCAGAUGAAAUUGAAGGAUUGUUAGAUGGGUUAGAAAAGUUGAUUUUCAAACUAAUUCGAGCUAUUGAGGUCAGCUGGAAACUUCACUACCAAUUGACACUGAAGCUCACAUAUACAUCAGCAAAAUGUAUUUUACUCUCAAGAUGCUUGUGUUCCAUCAGUCAAACAGGUAGUGAUGGUGGUGGAUCAGACAUUCCUCCAUCAGAUUCAAGUGAUCUGUCACCUAAAUAUUGGAGAAAUGCUCUUGAGGGACUCACUGGAGCUAUCUUGACAAGUCAACAAAAUCAUUGUUGGCAGGUGGCAUCAGGUAUGUUAGACUAUCUAUUCAAGCUGCCCAAAAACAUCUCUGUUGACUGUGUGAUAUCUUCUAUAUGCUCUGCAAUCAAACACUUCUGUUGUCAUGCACCAAAAAUUUCAUGGCGGUUGCAAUCUGAUAAAUGGCUAUCAUCAUUAUUUAUGCGGGGCAUUGGUAAUCUUAAUGGUGAUGAAGCUUCAUUAGUCGAUUUGUUCUGCACAAUGUUGGCCCAUUCAGAACCAGAACAACGAUCGGUUGCAUUACGGCUUCUUGGUAGAAUUGUUGACUUGAGUGGCUGUGAUGGAAUUGCCAAACUAUCUUACACAGUUAAUCUGAAUGUGGUUGGAUCUGGCUCUGCAAUAUAUGUUCCUGAAUCAAUUAUCUCCAUUUUGGUCUCAAAGACAUGGAACAGUGUGGCAGCAGUGGCCUUAUCCGACCCUUCAAUGCAGUUGAGGACAAAUUCAAUGGCUUUGCUUUCAGGCUAUAUGCCAUUUGCGGAACGAACUCAGCUGCAAUCCAUUUUCAUGUCAACUAAUACCAUACUGCGGGGUAUGGGGAAGCUUUCCCAUUCGAUGGAAGAGGGUCAUCUGACACGACUUUCAUUGGGUCUUCUUGCAACUGCAUGUCUUUAUUCUUCUUCUGAAGAUAUUGCUUUGAUCCCUGAAGGUGUUUGGAGGAACUUGGAGAGCAUGGGAAUGUCAAAAACUGGAGUCCUUGAUAAUAUGGAGAAAAAAUUAUGUCUAGCUUUAUGCAAACUUAGAACUGAGUCUGAUAGCGCGAAGGCAGUUUUGAAAGAAGUGCUUUCAUCAAGCUCUGCUGCAAAACCAAAUGAUCCUAAUUUUGAAAGCACCCGUGAGUCAAUUCUUCAGGUGCUAUCUUCUCUGACUUCCCUGCAAUCAUACUUCGAUUUCUUCUCAGAGAAAAUUGAACGAGAGUCUCGGGAACUAGAAGAAGCUGAGAUUGAAAUGGACCUUCUUCAAAAAGAAAAAGCAUUGCAAGAACGAUCUGGGUGUCCACCAGAUGAAGCACCUCUAUCUCAAAAUAUAUCCUAUUACAAGAUGGAUGAUAAGAGGGAUAAUGACCGUCUUCAGAAAAUUAAGGAUGGCAUUGGAGCCUUAGAGAGGUCCAAACUUCGAGAAGAGAUGAUAGUUCGCAGGCAAAAGAAGCUUCUAAUGAGACGUGCACGUCAAAAAUAUUUGGAAGAGGCAGCUUCACGGGAAAUGGAGCUUCUACAAGAGCUUGAUAAGGAAAGAACUAGUGAGUUGGAACAUGAGAUAGAGAGACAGAGGCAGUUAGAAGUUGAACGUGUGAAAACUAGAGAACUGCAGUUCAACCUUGAUAUGGAAAGGGAAAAGCAAACACAGAGAGAGCUUCAACGGGAACUAGAGCAGGUUGAGUCUGGAGUACGAUCAUCUCGAAGAGAAUUCUCUUCUAAUCCCAACAGCAGGCCCAGGGAAAGGUACCGUGAAAGAGAGAAUGGGAGAUCCGGACAACAUGAAGGAAGCUUAAGAUCGAGCAGCAGAGACCGUGAGAGUGGUGCUCCACAUAUGGUGACUUCUGGUUCCAGCGGAGCUUCUCCAGCACCAACGGUAGUGUUGGCUGGGUCCCGAUCAUUUUCAGGUCAACUUCCAACAAUACUGCAAUCAAGGGAGCGCACAGAUGAGCGUACCACUACCAGUUAUGAAGAGAAUAUUGAGGGGAGUAGGGAUUCGGGCGAUACAAGCAGUGUUGGUGAUCCAGACUUGGGUUCGGCCUUUGAUGGGUUGGCAGGUGGAUUUGGGUCAGCACCUAGGCAUGGCUCACGGGGUAGCAAGUCAAGGCAGAUUAUAGAGAGGAGAGAGAGGGACGGGAGGCGUGAGGGAAAAUGGGAGAGAAAGCAUUGAGCCGUAAAAGUUAAAAUUUAGGAGAUAUUUUUCAUGUGUGGUUUUUGUUCUCAGAUGAAAGUGCAGGAGAACCGGAGAGAAUAUUGUCCAGACCAGGUGGUGUGCCAUGUAGAAUGCAUCCUCGUGGUUGUGAAUGCAAGGCUCCAAACCUGAUGAGCGUGGACAUGGGUUUGGUUUGCUUGGAAGCUUUCGCUGGGGUGGCAUGCUAUCACAUCACAUUGAUGGGUUCCAUGUAAAUUGUUGGUCCGAUGAUCGUUGUAAUUCGACUUGCUUCUGUUUCUAUUGUUUCAUUGUCAGAUGCUGUAAAAGUCGUUGAUCUAAUGUACAGGUAACAGGUACCAGGUACCUUAGGAUUGGUUUGGCAUUACAAUCGGCAUUGUGAAGUUGCUUGAA
Molecule: messenger RNA, 7118 nt
Organism: Elaeis guineensis (African oil palm)
Lineage: Eukaryota; Viridiplantae; Streptophyta; Magnoliopsida; Arecales; Arecaceae
Source: RefSeq, a predicted model, not a curated record